AAGAUCAAUAUCCCUCAGGAGGGCUCUAUUGUUUUAUAUACAAAGUUUGAAAAAAAAAAAAAAAAUACACAUACUAUAAUUCUUCCUUCUAGCAGGCUAGAACUUCUUGUUUUUUAAAUAUAAUAUAACUUCGGAUUUAGAUUUUCAUUUUCGUUUUAUUUAUCUAUCAGUCUUUUCUACCUUUUUUUUUUUUAAUUUACUAAAUCCUAAUAAUGAAGUUCUCUUCUGCUAUUUUCACAAUUGUCGCUACAUUUAUCGCUUCCGUGUCAUCGCACACUACAAUGUCAUUUCCUCCAACUAGGGGACAUCCAUUAAAUAAAAAUGCAGCUGUCCAAGACUUUGAAUGUAUAAUGGCACCAUUAAAUGGUGGAUCGGGAUGUGCACCUAAAAAAUUUCCAUGUGGUGGAUAUCCAAAAGAUAAAAAAAUCGUUACAACUUUCAAAGCAGGAGAAGUUUUUGAAGUUAAAUUUUUUAAUCAAAACUUCCCUAAAUUAAAAGAUGAAGAUAAACAAAAAGAUCAAGCAAGACAUAAUGGUGGUUUAUGUGAAUUUUCUUUAUCUUAUGAUGGUGGUAAAACUUAUACCGUUAUUGCCUCUUAUAAAAAAACUUGUCCUGACAUUUUCUUUGAAGGUUGGAAAGUUAAAAUUCCUGAAAAUGCUCCUUCUUGUGAUAGUCCCGGAAAUUGUAUCUUUUCUUGGAGUUGGAUUAAUGCUGUUGGAAAUCGAGAAUUUUAUCAAAAUUGUGCUGAUGUUAAAAUUGAGGGAAAUGCCACCGAACCUUUACCUAUUAUUGAUAUUACAAGAGCAAAUUUACCUCCUCUUUUCAAAAAGAUUUUAACUCCCGAAGGUGAUGAUUUAAAUAGUGGUAAUGCUGUAGGUUCUGGUCCAAGAAAAGAAGAUGUUCAAGCUAAUUUGGCUUUAAAGAUUGGUAAUGGCAAUAAUGACAAUAAAAAACCUCCACAAAAUGAUGAUAAACAAGAUGGUGAUGAUACACAAGACGACGAUAAUAAAAGCCCUCCACAGGAUGAUGACAAUGAUAACAAAAGUCCUCCACAGGAAGAUGAUAACGAUAAUAAUAAACCUCCGCAAAAUGAUGAUGAUGGAAAUAACGAUGAUAACAAUGACAAUGAAAAUGACAAUAACAAUGACGAUGACAAUGACAAAAAUGACAAUGACAAUGACAAUGAUAAUGAAGACGACAAUAAUCAAGAUAUUCCAUGUAGUGAAAAUGGAACGAUGGUUUGUGGCAAAGAAGGUGGUGCUGAAUUUCUUACUUGUGAUAAUGGUAAAUUAGUUUCAAGAUCUUGUCCUGGAAUUUUAGUCUGUACACAAAAUGGUAAAUCAAUCUUUUGUGGUUAUCCAAAAAGAAGAUAAACCUUCAAAGCCAUUUUUCCGUUUCAAACUUUGUAUAUUUACAUAAAAAAUAGAAAAUUUUAUAUAGAUGUAUUAUUUUUGGAUCAAAAAAAAAAAAAAA
Rhizophagus irregularis DAOM 181602=DAOM 197198 is the source of this 1473-nucleotide messenger RNA. RefSeq lists its product as uncharacterized. The record is from RefSeq and is a predicted model, not a curated record. Lineage: Eukaryota; Fungi; Glomeromycota; Glomeromycetes; Glomerales; Glomeraceae.